AAUAACAGAAUGGAAUUCUGGAAUCUGGCUAUCAGAAUAAUUUUUUUGUCACAGACUACAACUGGAAUUCUGGGAAAUUUAUCUGUACUUUACUCCUAUCUAGUCCGGUAUGGAGAAUGCAAAUUAAAGCCCACAGAUUUGAUUCUUAUGCACCUAAUGACAGCCAACACCAUAAUCAUUCUCUCUACAGGUGUGGCACACACAAUGGCAACUUUUGCGUUGAAGCAGUUUUUAAAUGACUUUGGAUGCAGAUUAAUUUUGUACAUUCAAAGAAUUGGACGGAGUGUGUCUAUUGGCACCACCUGCCUCCUGAGUGUCUUCCAAGCCAUGAACAUCAGUAACAAGAAAUCCUGCUGUAAAGAUCAAAAAGUCAAAGCUUCAAAGUACAUUGGCUGCUCCAUUGCCAUUCUCUGGGUCUUGUAUAUGUUGAUAAAUACCAUUUUCUUUGUGUAUCCAAUUAUCAAAAGUAAUAUUAAAAAUGUGACAAGAGAACGAGACUUUGGAUACUGUUCAACUGAUGAACAGGAUGAAAUCAAGGACUCAAUCUAUGUAGUAUUAGUGGUGUGCCCUGAAGUCUUUUUUUCUGUUCUUAUUGCCUAUUCCAGUGGCUUCAUGAUUGUCAUUCUGUACAAACACAAGCAGAAGGUUCAAUAUAUCCGUAGCACUCAUGAUUCCAAUAGAAACUCUCCUGAGUCAAGAGCUACAAAGAAGAUCUUGAUCCUGAUAUCUACAUUUCUGGCUUUUUAUACACUCUCCUCAAUCUUACAAGGCUGCAUUGCUCUUUUGCAUAAUCACAAUUGGUGGCUUGUGAACAUCACUUGCCUAACUUCUUUGUGUUUUCCCUGCUUUGGACCCUUUAUUCUUAUAAAUCAUCAUUUCAUGGUACCUAGACUCAGUUUGAUCUGGAUAAGGAAUAAAAAUUAA
Messenger RNA from Peromyscus californicus insignis, 924 nucleotides. Its product is annotated as vomeronasal type-1 receptor 4-like. The transcript has a single exon. Gene Ontology annotation, cellular component: membrane. Bases 10 to 924 code for a protein of 304 amino acids. The record is from RefSeq and is a predicted model, not a curated record. Gene Ontology annotation, molecular function: pheromone receptor activity. Lineage: Eukaryota; Metazoa; Chordata; Mammalia; Rodentia; Cricetidae. Gene Ontology annotation, biological process: G protein-coupled receptor signaling pathway.